AUCCUCAGAGCGAAAAAAAGAAGAGGAAAAAACAAAGAGAUUUUGUGUUUCAGGUGAUAGAAGCUAUGCCGACGGGUGGAUUCUCAUCGGUGCCUCCGGCGGGGGUGGAGUUCGAAGCUAGAUCACUCCGAUUGUCAUCAUUUCUUGUAUAAUGGCCGCCACCGGCGGCCUCAUGUUCGGUUACGACGUCGGUGUUUCUGGUGGCGUUACGUCCAUGCCGGACUUCUUGAAAAAAUUCUUCCCGGUUGUUUAUGAAGAGCCAAAACCCGGAACCGAUGGAAACUACUGCAAGUACGAUAACCAAGGCCUGCAAUUGUUCACUUCGUCGCUUUAUUUGGCUGGUUUAACGGCCACUUUCUUCGCAUCCUACACGACCAGGACGCUCGGCCGCCGCCUCACCAUGUUGAUCGCCGGUUUCUUUUUCAUUGUCGGUGUCGUCCUGAACACCUCCGCUCAAGACCUUGCCAUGCUUAUCACCGGAAGGAUAUUGCUGGGUUGCGGUGUCGGUUUCGCUAAUCAGGCUGUGCCAUUGUUCCUGUCUGAGAUAGCACCUACCAGGAUUCGUGGGGGGUUGAACAUAUUAUUCCAACUUAAUGUCACUAUUGGAAUUCUCUUUGCUAAUCUUGUCAACUACGGCACUGCUAAAAUCAAAGGUGGAUGGGGUUGGCGGCUAUCAUUAGGUUUGGCAGGCAUCCCGGCACUUCUCUUAACCGUGGGGGCCCUCAUGGUUGUCGAUAGUCCCAACAGUCUCAUCGAGCGUGGUCGUCUUGAAGAAGGAAAGGCCGUGCUCCGAAGGAUUCGUGGCACUGAUAACAUCGAGCCAGAGUUCCUUGAGCUUGUGGAGGCGAGUCGUUUGGCCAAACAAGUGAAACAUCCAUUCAGGAAUCUCCUUCAACGUAGGAAUCGACCGCAACUCGUGAUUGCGGUUGCCUUGCAGAUCUUCCAACAAUGUACCGGUAUCAAUGCAAUCAUGUUUUAUGCGCCCGUCUUGUUUGACACAUUGGGAUUUGGCAGUGAUGCUGCACUUUACUCUGCCGUUAUUACCGGGGCUGUCAAUGUGUUGUCUACCAUCGUAUCGAUUUACUCAGUCGACAAAGUGGGCCGUCGUGUGCUGUUACUCGAAGCCGGUGUCCAGAUUUUCUCUCAAGUUGUCAUAGCAAUUAUUCUUGGUAUCAAGGUUCAGGAUCACUCCAAUGAUCUCCACAAAGGUUUCGGAAUCUUCGUGGUCGUUAUGGUGUGUACUUUUGUUUCGGCCUUCGCGUGGUCAUGGGGACCCCUCGGUUGGCUAAUCCCGAGUGAGACGUUCCCACUCGAGACCCGAUCAGCAGGACAGAGUGUGACAGUCUGUGUCAACUUGCUCUUCACCUUUGUCAUAGCUCAGGCUUUCCUCUCUAUGCUCUGCCAUUUCAAGUUCGGAAUCUUCUUGUUCUUCUCCGGGUGGGUGCUCCUUAUGUCGAUCUUUACGUUGUUCCUAAUCCCAGAGACGAAGAACAUUCCGAUCGAGGAGAUGACGGAGAGAGUGUGGAAGCAGCACUGGUUUUGGAAGAGGUUCAUGGACGACGAAUAUGAUGGAAAAGCUGUUACAAAUGGAGAUUUUGCAAAGAAAAAUGGGCAUGCUAAUGGCUUUGAUCCAACAUCACAGUUGUAAAUUUGAGAUGAUUCUAAGCACAUCUCAUCACAAUAGAAAAUAGACAUAAUACUAUCAUAUAUGUAGC
Molecule: messenger RNA, 1715 nt
Organism: Hibiscus syriacus
Lineage: Eukaryota; Viridiplantae; Streptophyta; Magnoliopsida; Malvales; Malvaceae
Product: sugar transport protein 13-like
Biological process (GO): monosaccharide transmembrane transport
Cellular component (GO): membrane
Molecular function (GO): monosaccharide transmembrane transporter activity
Source: RefSeq, a predicted model, not a curated record